Puccinia triticina is the source of this 420-nucleotide messenger RNA. RefSeq lists its product as uncharacterized. Lineage: Eukaryota; Fungi; Basidiomycota; Pucciniomycetes; Pucciniales; Pucciniaceae. The transcript is spliced from 4 exons. Bases 1 to 420 code for a protein of 139 amino acids. Gene Ontology annotation, biological process: phosphorelay signal transduction system. The record is from RefSeq and is a predicted model, not a curated record.
AUGCGCAAAAAGUCCGUCAAAUUCGACAUUGCUAUGAACAGUCAAGAAGCAGUGGAGGAGUGGAGGACUAGGAGCUUCCAUCUUGUCCUGAUGGACUUGCAAUUACCAGUGAAGGAUGGGAUUGAGGCAACAAAGGAGAUCAGAGAAGCCAAGCGCUUUGCCCUUCCCCCUCCCGCUGGAACUGGAACAGCUAACUUUACCACCUCGGCGCCCGCAUUUGGUCCCGGUCCCGUCGGCGAGAAACCUAUUAUGUCUAUCAUGGGCACCCUUGCUCAGGGGAAGGCUAAGAAAGUUGCUGACCAUCUCCAUCUGAGCUCCAAUAAGGCCCGCAGAACUCAGUUGCGCAAAACGGCCCGCCAAGCGAAGCUCUUCGCGCUGGCGGAAGAGGUGUACGGCCGGAAAGUGGGUGGGGAUGGAUAA